GCGUGGGGCCGCGCGCUAGGGUGGUGGUACCUGAGGCCGGAUCCCAGGGGCCGGUGGUGUCGCCGCUGCUCCCGAAAGGGCAGGGAGUGAAACUAUGUAGCCUUUUAAGAGUCUCACUUUGCCCCAUCUGAAGUCCAUAUGGCUCUUUAUGAUGAAGAUCUCCUGAAAAACCCUUUCUACCUGGCCCUUCAAAAGUGGCGUCCUGACUUGUGCAACAAGGUGGCCCAACUUCAUGGCAUUGUCUUAGUACCCUGCAAAGGAAGCCUAACAAGCAAUGUUCAGUCUACUUGUCAGUUUGAGUCCUAUAUUUUGAAACCAGUGGAAGAUCACUUUCAGACCUUAAAUGGAAAGGAUGUCUUUAUACAAGGAAACAGGAUUAAAUUAGGAGCUGGUUUCGCCUAUCUUCUCUCAGUGCCCAUUCUCUUUGAAGAAACUUUCUACAACGAAAAAGAAGAAAGUUUCAGCCUGCUGUGUAUAGCGCAUCCUUUGGAGAAGAGAGAGAGUUCAGAAGAGCCUUCAACACCCUCAGAUACCUUUUCCUUGAAAACCAUUGAAGAUGUGAGAGAGUUUUUGGGAAGACACUCGGAGAGAUUUGACAAGAACAUUGCCUCUUUCCAGCGAACAUUCAGGGAAUGUGAAAGAAAGAGCCUCCGUCAUCACAUAGACGCAGUGAAUGCGCUCUACACCAAAUGCCUCCAGCACCUUCUGAGGGACUCUCACCUGAAGAUGCUUGCCAGGCAUGAGGCCCAAAUGAACCUGAUGAAGCAGGCGGUAGAGAUGUACGUCCAGCACGAUAUUUAUGAUCUGAUCUUUAAAUAUGUGGGGACCAUGGAGGCAAGUGAGGAUGCUGCCUUUAACAAAAUCACAAGAAGCCUUCAAGAUCUUCAGCAGAAAGAUAUUGGUGUGAAACCUGAGUUCAGCUUCAACAUACCUCGUGCAAAGAGAGAACUGGCUCAGCUCAACAAAUGUACCUCCCCACAGCAGAAGUUGGUUUGUUUGCGAAAGGUGGUGCAGCUAAUUACACAGUCUCCUAGCCAGAGAGUUAACUUGGAGACUAUGUGUGCUGAUGAUCUGCUAUCAGUCCUGUUAUAUUUGCUUGUGAAAACAGAGAUACCUAAUUGGAUGGCAAAUUUGAGUUAUAUCAAAAACUUCAGAUUUAGCAACUCGACAAAAGAUGAAUUGGGAUACUGCCUGACCUCAAUUGAAGCUGCAAUUGAAUAUAUUCGGCAAGGAAGCCUCUCUGUUAAACCGCUGGAGUCUGAGGGAUUUGGUGACAGACUGUUCCUUAAGCAGAGAAUGAGCUUACUGUCUCAGAUGACUUCAACUCCCAUUGACUGCCUGUUUAAGCACAUUGCUUCAGGUAACCAAAAAGAAGUGGAAAGACUUCUGAGCCAAGAAGACCAAGAUAAAGAUGCCAUCCAAAAGAUGUGCCACCCCCUGUGCUUCUGUGAUGACUGUGAGAAACUUGUCUCUGGGAGGCUGAAUGAUCCUUCAGUUGUCACUCCAUUCUCCAGAGAUGACAGGGGUCAUACACCACUCCAUGUGGCUGCCCUCUGUGGGCAGGCAUCCCUCAUCGACCUCCUGGUUUCCAAAGGCGCUGUGGUGAACGCCAUGGACUAUCACGGCUCAACUCCACUUCAUCUUGCAUGUCAGAAGGGCUAUCAGAGCGUGACGCUGCUGCUGUUGCACUACAAGGCCAGCACUGAUGUGCAGGACAAUAACGGCAACACCGCUCUCCACCUGGCCUGCGCUCACGGCCACGAAGACUGUGUGAAGGCUUUGGUCUACUAUGAUGUGCAGUCAUGCAAACUAGAUAUUGGUAAUGAGAAAGGAGACACUCCCCUACACAUAGCUGCACGCUGGGGUUACCAGGGCAUCAUAGAGACGUUGCUACAAAAUGGAGCAUCCACAGAGAUCCAGAACAGAAUGAAAGAAACGCCCCUCAAGUGUGCAUUAAACUCAAAGAUUCUGUCUAUAAUGGAAGCCCGUCACAUAUCCUUCGAAAGGAGACAACAGUCUUCAGCGGUCCCUGUGCCACCCCCUCAACACUCCAGGGAUUCCAUCAGCCAGAGGUCCUCCGCCUCCAGCUCCUCCUCUGUGUCCGCCAGCUCCAGACAAAGGGAGCCCAAGAAGGACUACAGAGAGGUGGAAAAACUUUUAAGAGCAGUUGCUGAUGGAGAUUUAGAAAUGGUGCGUUACCUUUUGGAGUGGACAGAGGAGGACGUGGAGGAUGUGGAGGAUGCUGUCAGUGCUGCAGAUCUUGAAUUUUGUCACCCCUUGUGCCAAUGCCCAAAAUGUGCUCCAGCUCAAAAGAAGCUGGCAAAGAUUCCUGCCAGUGGGCUCGGUGUGAAUGUGACCCACCAGGACGGCUCCUCCCCACUGCACAUUGCUGCCCUGCAUGGUCGGGCGGACCUCAUCCCCCUCCUUUUGAAGCAUGGUGCCAAUGUGGGUGCCAGAAACGCCAACCAAGCUGUCCCACUCCACCUGGCCUGCCAGCAAGGCCACUUUCAGGUGGUGAAGUAUCUACUAGACUCCAAGGCAAAACCCAAUAAAAAGGAUGUAAGUGGAAGCACACCCCUCAUUUACGCCUGUGCCAGUGGCCACCAUGAAGUUGCAGCGCUGUUGCUACAGCACGGGGCCUCCAUUAAUGCCUCUAACAAUAAGGGCAACACAGCCCUGCAUGAGGCUGUGAUAGAGAAGCAUGUCUUCGUCGUGGAGCUGCUGCUGCUACACGGAGCAUCGGUUCAGCUUUUGAACAAGAGGCAGUGCACCGCUCUAGACUAUGCUGAGCAGAAUUCAAAAAUAAUGGAAUUACUGCAGGUAGUACCAAGCUGUGUGGCCACGUUAGAUGAUGUUGGCGAAACAGACCCCAAGGAGUACGUUACUGUUAAGAUCAGGAAAAAAUGGAACUCAAAAAUGUAUAAUCUACAAGAUGAACCUUUUACAAGACAGUUUUACUUUGUCCACUCAGUUGGUCAGUUUAAGGGAAGGACUUCAAGGGAGAUUAUGGCAAGAGAUAAAAGUGUCACUAAUUUCCCUGAAGAGUCUUUACAUGAGCCAGGAAGGCAAAAAGUUGCACAGAAGCAGAAGAACCUAUCAGACCUGAGCACAUCGCAGACUGACAAAGGAGACGGUGACCAGCCGAGGCCUGGACUGAAACAAACUGCUCCUGGGAACAGGCGAAUGCUCCGGAGACACAAUGUCAAGGACGCAGGCACCGAAGGCCCAGAGACUGCUGACAACCCAACCACUCCCCACGAGGCUAGUAUUCCCCAGUCUUGAUAGGAAUAAGGAAUUAAAUUUGCUACCUAGAAGUGAGUCCUUAACAAGAUGCCGAGCAUGAACACAGACAGCAUAGAACUAAACGUACUUUCUGUUUGGCUUAAGAGAAAGCAGAAAGUUCCUGAAAGCUUUCCUGUGGCUCAAAGAAUACAACAAAGAAAAAAAUCACCAUCCCUUUCCUCUUCAGAGCUAAUGAAUGCCCUUGAAAAGGAAUAGACAAAAAUUCCAGGGGUGUCAGUUCCUUAAGACUGGGGUGUUUUUGUUUUUUUUAAAUAUAUUUUUAUUGAUUUCAGAGAGGGAGGGAGAGAUAGAAACAUCAAUGAUGUGAGGGAAUCAUUGAUUGUCUGCCUCCUGCACGUUGGAUUGAGCCCGCAACCCAGGCAUGUGCCCUUGACCGGAAUCGAACCUGGGACCCUUCUGUCUGCAGGCUGACACUCUAUCCACUGAGCCAAACCGGCUAGGGCUGGGGUGUUUCUUCUUUAAAAAAAUGUUUUUAUUGCUUUAGAGAGACAUGAAGGAAGAAAAACAUCAAUUUGUUGUUCUACUUGUUUAUAUAUUCACUGGUUGCUUCUUGUAUGUGCCCUGACCAGAGAUCCUUGGCAUGUCGGGACAAUGCUCUAACCAACUGAGCUACCCAGCUAGAGCUGUUUAUUCUUAAGUAUUAGGGUGCCUUGGUUAUAGUGAGAUGUUUCAUCACCAGAUUCUGUCCUCCUCCUGAAAGGUGCUAAACCUCUGUCACCUAUAUAAAUUAACAAACCACAAGCUAAAAGAAUUCCUCUACCUGGGAUGAGCUGAAGAGAAGUAAUUUAAGUUUUAUGGUACUACUAGAGGCCCAGUGCACAGAAUGUGUGCACUGGUAGGGUCCCUAGUGGCUGCUGGCUGCCAGCCGGGGCCUUCCUUUGUUCCACACCGCCCCCCUGGUGGUCAGCAAACAUCAUAGCAAGCGAUCAAACUCCUGGUCCGUGGAACUCCCCAGGGGACACUUUGCAUAUUAGGCUUUUAUAUAUAUAGAUGGAGGCCUGGCAGAAAUGUCACAUUUGAAUGAAGAAAAUAGGACCUGGAAAAUGUUCCUUUGAAAAGCAACACUUGAACCCAAAGAUGCCUAAACGCCAUUUUGAUGUUCAUUUUCGUAAAAAGGACAUAUACAAUCUAUUCUACACUAUGUAUGUGGGAAAAGGUGGGUAUAAUUUUUCUUACAACAAAAUACAGCUAUUUGGUCACUGCACAUGUGCACCUGAGAAACAUCCCUCUCUGUUAAGAACCUUUCCUUAAAUGUCACCCUUGAAGGAUGGUGGUAAUAGAAAAUAGAUUUGGCACAUCUUUUCUUAGUUUUUAUUUUUUAGAGAGAGAACGAGAAAGAGAUCAAUUUGUUGUUCCACUUAUUUAUGUAUUCAUUGGUUGAGUCUUGUAUGUGCCCAGACUAGGGAUUGAACCUGCAACCUUUGCAUAUGGGGACAACACUCUAACCAACUGAGCUACUCCAGCCAGGGAUUUAUUCUGUCUUUUGAUCAGAUUCAAAACUUACAGCACAAACCAGGUCAAAGUAACUUUGAGUUAGAAAUUAUUGCCACUUAUUCCUUUUUAUGAGUUUCUACUAAUUAUACUUUUAUUUUUUUAUUAAUUGGUCUAGAUCCAAAACAUGGGUUUAUCCUGAGUACAUUUUCAAAUAACUUUGUAAUAGGGAAAGGUUUUGUGCAUGUUCUUAGAAAUACUUGUGUAUGUACAAAAGGGAGGGGCUGAUUAUUUUUCUACAAAAUAAUUUAUGACUUCUAAUUUUCUAAUGUGCCUUGGGUAUGUGCCAAAUGAUGGAAAAGAAACAGUAAACUUUAUGAUUCUU
This is a messenger RNA of Eptesicus fuscus (big brown bat), 5119 nucleotides long. It is a transcript of the gene ANKRD27, whose product is annotated as ankyrin repeat domain 27. Gene Ontology annotation, cellular component: early endosome; late endosome; transport vesicle. Lineage: Eukaryota; Metazoa; Chordata; Mammalia; Chiroptera; Vespertilionidae. Gene Ontology annotation, biological process: neuron projection morphogenesis; early endosome to late endosome transport. The record is from RefSeq and is a predicted model, not a curated record. Gene Ontology annotation, molecular function: guanyl-nucleotide exchange factor activity; SNARE binding.